This is a messenger RNA of Centruroides sculpturatus (bark scorpion), 2168 nucleotides long. RefSeq names its product heat shock 70 kDa protein cognate 4-like. Gene Ontology annotation, molecular function: misfolded protein binding; ATP-dependent protein folding chaperone; ATP hydrolysis activity. The record is from RefSeq and is a predicted model, not a curated record. The coding region runs from base 166 to 2109 and encodes 647 amino acids. NCBI's taxonomy places the organism in Eukaryota, Metazoa, Arthropoda, Arachnida, Scorpiones, Buthidae. The transcript has 7 exons. Gene Ontology annotation, biological process: vesicle-mediated transport; protein refolding; cellular response to unfolded protein. Gene Ontology annotation, cellular component: cytoplasm; nucleus; plasma membrane.
ACCUUCCAGAACCUUCUUUCGUGUCGUCAUUUCCGGCCUCCCCGAUACAUAACCCGCGAACAGUCUCGCGCCUUGCUUUUUACACUUCACUCAGGGAAGGUUGACUUGCGAUUUAUUCUCACUUAUUUAUCUUCCUUAGCCUACUAAUUUAUUCACUAAAGGAAAAUGGCCAAGACUCCAGCUAUCGGUAUCGAUUUGGGAACAACUUACUCCUGUGUAGGAGUAUUCCAACAUGGUAAAGUGGAGAUUAUUGCUAACGAUCAAGGCAAUCGUACCACUCCUAGUUAUGUGGCAUUUACCGAUACCGAGAGGUUAAUCGGUGAUGCCGCGAAAAAUCAAGUAGCAAUGAAUCCCAGUAACACCGUAUUCGAUGCUAAACGUCUUAUCGGACGUCGCUUCGAUGAUACCACUGUACAGAGCGACAUGAAGCAUUGGCCGUUUCAAGUUAUAAACGACAGCAGCAAACCUAAGAUUCAGGUGGAUUACAAAGGGGAGACAAAGACCUUCUUCCCGGAAGAGAUUUCCUCUAUGGUUCUAACAAAGAUGAAGGAAAUAGCCGAAGCUUAUUUAGGGAAAACUGUUACUAAUGCCGUAGUUACCGUUCCUGCAUAUUUCAAUGAUUCUCAGAGGCAGGCCACUAAAGAUGCCGGCACCAUUGCUGGAUUGAAUGUUCUCAGAAUUAUUAACGAACCUACUGCUGCUGCUAUUGCUUACGGGCUCGAUAAGAAGGGUACUGGUGAAAGGAACGUUCUUAUUUUUGAUUUGGGCGGAGGAACUUUCGAUGUAUCUUGUUUAACUAUUGAAGAUGGUAUUUUUGAAGUUAAGUCUACUGCCGGAGAUACUCACUUAGGUGGAGAAGACUUCGAUAAUCGCAUGGUUAAUCACUUCGUUCAGGAAUUUAAACGUAAGCACAAAAAAGAUCUUACUACAAAUAAGAGAGCUUUGAGACGUUUGAGAACUGCCUGCGAAAGAGCAAAGAGAACUUUGUCUUCUAGUACUCAGGCCAGUAUUGAAAUCGAUUCGUUGUUUGAGGGUAUCGAUUUCUACUCAACUAUCACAAGAGCAAGAUUUGAAGAGUUGAAUGCAGAUCUGUUCCGUGGAACAUUGGAACCGGUGGAAAAGGCCUUGAGAGAUGCUAAGAUGGACAAGAGUCAAAUUCAUGAUAUCGUACUUGUAGGAGGAUCUACUCGUAUACCAAAGAUUCAGAAAUUGCUUCAGGAUUUCUUUAACGGAAAAGAUUUGAACAAAAGUAUUAAUCCCGAUGAAGCUGUGGCUUAUGGUGCAGCAGUUCAGGCAGCAAUUUUGAAUGGUGACAAAUCGGAGCAAGUACAAGAUCUGCUUCUUUUGGACGUCACUCCAUUGUCACUUGGAAUUGAAACUGCUGGAGGAGUAAUGACCGUGUUGAUCAAACGUAACACUACUAUACCUACCAGGCAAACCCAAACAUUUACAACCUACUCAGAUAAUCAACCCGGUGUAUUGAUUCAGGUAUAUGAAGGUGAAAGAGCAAUGACCAAAGACAACAAUUUAUUGGGCAAGUUUGAACUAACUGGUAUACCACCAGCACCUCGAGGUGUUCCUCAGAUUGAAGUUACUUUUGAUAUCGAUGCUAACGGUAUUAUGAAUGUAUCGGCAGUCGAUAAGAGUACCGGAAAGGAAAAUAAAAUUACUAUAACUAAUGAUAAAGGUCGCCUUUCCAAAGAAGAGAUCGAAAAGAUGGUGAAAGAUGCAGAGAAGUAUCGCGAAGAAGACGACAAGCAAAAGGAGAGAGUAUCUGCCAAAAAUUCUCUGGAAAGUUAUGCUUUCAAUAUUAAGUCUACCAUAGAUGAUGAAAAGUUGAAAGAUAAGAUUUCUGAAGAUGACAAGAAGAAAGUCCUGGAUAAAGUAGAAGAAACCAUAAAAUGGUUGGAUGUUAAUCAGUUGGCAGAGAAAGAGGAAUUUGAACACAAGCAAAAGGAACUGGAAGGAAUUUGUAACCCAAUCAUAACCAAAUUGUAUCAAGCAGGUGGAAUGCCUGGAGGUAUGCCAGGUGGUAUGCCUGGAGCACCACCCGGUGCAGCGGGAGCAGGAACUGGUGGAUCUGGACCAACAAUCGAAGAAGUCGACUAAAUUUAUUGCUACAUUCCAUGUAUUUAAGAACGUUAGAGAAUAAAUCGAAAUUGGCAUAA